Colletotrichum scovillei is the source of this 1469-nucleotide messenger RNA. RefSeq lists its product as uncharacterized. The record is from RefSeq and is a predicted model, not a curated record. Bases 519 to 1469 code for a protein of 316 amino acids. The transcript has a single exon. Gene Ontology annotation, biological process: L-cysteine biosynthetic process. NCBI's taxonomy places the organism in Eukaryota, Fungi, Ascomycota, Sordariomycetes, Glomerellales, Glomerellaceae. Gene Ontology annotation, cellular component: cytoplasm.
UCUAACUGGCUGACCAGCAGUGAGCUACUUCAGUUAUGGUCUGAAGUCAGAUGGAAGAAUGUGAGAAGUUAGGUAAGCUCAAUAUGGCCGUCAACCCUGCUUGAAUGCUGCAAUUUUUUCUCUGAACACAGCAUCCCAAUAUUCAUCGCACAUGCUUCUACUCAGCUCUCAAGAGCAUUCACGCCGCAUGCCGUUGCGCCUUCAUGAUGCCCGCUGGCUUUACGCCUUUGUUCGACAGCAAUCUGACGGGACUGAGUCAGAAGGGCGCGGGUGCUCACUGGCCAGUCAGAGCCCGCCCCCACAAUCCCUAGAGUGCCUGGUUGAUUAUAUAAGGUUACUAUGAGGGAAUACUGGGCUUGACAUUGAUGCCAAUGACGCAUACUUUUAUACCCUAUAGACGAUCUCUAUUAGAAUUCGACAAGUGAGUCAGGUUGACUUAGACUGCCUUACCUAUGUCAUAAUUCACCACAUUGAUACUGAUUCUCAGUCAAAGGAACUGAACAAUACCGCAACUCAACAUGGCUGCGAUAUCCGCUCCUCCACCUGUUCACUCAGCCCUAGAUGCCAUCGGCAACACACCAUGCGUACGACUGCGUAGUGUUGUACCGGAAGGUAGCGCCGACGUGUAUUUGAAGCUUGAGUCUCUCAAUCCCACGGGCUCCUACAAAGAUCGCUUAGCCAGAGCCAUAGUCGAAGAGGCAGAACGCCGAGGAGACUUGAAGCCAGGCUCGACCAUAGUCGAAGCCACCGGCGGUAGCACGGGGUCUUCUCUGGCUUUCGUAUGCACCUUGAAGGGGUACGGGUUCCAUGCCGUCUGCUCGGAUGUCUUUGCCAAAGAGAAAUUGCGCACGAUGGCUGCUUUUGGGGCUUUUGUCGAUAUCGUCCACAGUCCCACCGGAAAGAUUACGCCAGAUCUGUUUCCGUCUAUGGUCAAGAAGGCGAAGACAAUCGUCGAAGAAAACGAGGGGUACUACGCCGCAGACCAGUUCAAAAACAAGGACUGUAUGGCGGGUUACAAGACUCUUGGAGACGAAUUGGUCCAGCAAUUUCCACAAGGAAUUGAUGCCUUCUGCGGUGCCAUUGGCGGCGCUGGCAUGGUGAUGGGAGUUGCAAAGGUGCUUAAAGGUGUGCGAGCUGAUACAAAGAUUAUCACGCUUGAGCCUGCAUCAUCGCCUGUUGUUGCCAAAGGACAUGGAGGUGUCCAUGGAAUUGAAGGCAUCAGUCCCGGAUUUGUUCCGCCAUUGCUUGACGACACCUUAUACGACGAAGCACGAGCGUAUCCGGAGGAUGAGGCGCGGGCCAUGUGCCGCAGACUCGCAAAGGAAGAGGGACUUUUGACGGGAACUUCAACAGGACUCAAUGUUGUUGGAGCUCUAGCCUUGGCUAAGGAACUUGGCCCUGGCAAAGUGGUUGUCACGGUGGCUUGUGAUACGGGUCUCAAGUACACGAGCGGCACUCUGUAUGAAUAG